UAUCAUCUCGUAUUUUCCACGCGCGCCUUCUCACCCCGUCUCUGUAAUUUCGGAGUCGAAACCAAGAACCAGAAGCAAUGGCUUCUGCAAAUUCGGGUCGGAUCUUCGCCUCCAUUCUCUGGCUUUUUUUCCUCUCGCUCCCGCUUUCAUCCGCCGUCGAACCCUCCAAUGAGCAUUCCUUAGUUAUUUCCGAGUCGGAUAGGUUACAAUUAUCUCAUGGCGCGCUAGUAAAAAAUUCUCCUGGCUCCAAGCCUGGCGUUUCAGUGCUGUGUGAAAGAGUUCAUAUCCGUGGACUGUCAAGGCUUAAAAAUAUUGGGAAGUUUGCCAACACGGUGAAGGUGAAGGUAUCAGGAACAAAUUCAAGCACUCAUAUACCGACCUUUGAGGUUUGUUUCCACAGAAAUACAUCUCUUGGGCUAGGGAUGUGCCCUCAAAGCCGUUGGCAGAAGGUUCCCAAGGGCUCCUGGUCAAGGUCCAUGUCACCUUUUGAGCACCAACUCUUAGAUAUACGAACAUAUGGUUCACCCUUAGAGAGCUUGGAGGUGUCCAUUGAAGAAGAAUUUGUUAAAUAUCGCGUGACGUUUUUGAUAUUGGGCAUAAUCAUGAUGAGCUUGGCGUCCCUCCUGAGCAAUUCAUUAGUAUUUUAUUACGGCAGUGGAAUGGCAAUUGGGGUGGUCCUUGUAAUAUUGAUUGUACUUUUUCAGGGGAUGAAGCUUCUUCCAACCGGUCGGAAGAAUUCUCUUGCAAUUUUUGUGUACUCAUCUGUGGUUGGUUUGGGAUCUUUUCUCCUUAGCUACCUACCUGGGUUAUUGCGUACAGUACUCAUAGAGAUUGGAAUCAGCGAAGAUAUGUAUAAUCCUUUGGCUAUAUUUCUUCUGGCUUUUCUUUUUCUGGCUGGAGCAUGGUUGGGCUUCUGGGCAGUUCACAAACUCAUCCUUACAGAAGAUGGAUCAAUCGAUAUAAUGACAUCUCAGUUUGUUAAUUGUUCCAUCAAAAUUCUGGGUGCUACUGUGAUUUUUCAGAGUUCUGUCGAUCACCUACUGGCAACAGAAGCUAUAGUAUUUGGAUUCGUCAUCUCUGCUAUACUAAAGAAAAUCUUUAGAUGGAGAUUCCUUCGUCGCGUGUGCAAGAUUAUGUCUUUCCAAUUCUGGAGCUUAGUCAUGGCCUUCCAGUAUCUGCCAACAUUUCCUUCGUCGAUAUCUACCGUGAAAUCGCUGAAAACACCCAAAAAGAACCGCCGCAGAUUGGAAAUUCCUGAUUCUCCGCCUUCUCCACCUUCAGAUGCAUGGUUAUUUCCUUCUACCUUCCACACCACACCUGAAAGGAGAAAAUACUCAAAAGAAGAGUGGGACGCAUUCACCAGAGAGACAACAACAAAUGCCUUGCAGGAACUUGCUUCUUCUCCUGAGUAUCACAGAUGGUGCUCCUCAAAUGUAGAAAGAAUCAGUGUCACUCCCCGGAGCACUAGAAAAGUUGCUGAUCAACCGCGCCACUGGUGGCUCCUUUGGUUGUGGUAAACAAGCAGCUUACAACACCUCCUUUGCGAAGUCAACAUGGGCAUGGCACAUGCAAGAAAAGGCUGCCGUAUUUCAAAGUUGAGUUGGAAGAAAAUAAAGAUGUGUUGAACGGAUCUGUAAAAUUUGUGGUCUGGACUCUAGAGAGUAGCAGGAACGGUUGCAAUGUUGUAAAAUUCAUAGUUGUGCGCAGUUGAUGUUUUUUGAGCAACCGGAAUGGAAAUUCUGAUUUCAUUUUGUUCUAAAAGGAGAUUCAGAUAGCCGGUAAAAAGAAACAGUUUCUCCCUUAAGAACGGGGUCAUGUGAACUUUGUAAGCUGUUGUUUAUGGUGGAUGUCAGGUUCCCAUUCAGUUCUACGUGAUGAAAUAGGGUGCAAGGGUCGAAUCACAAAAAAAUCUGGAAAUACAUCGAUGACUUGUAAUAGAACUUAUACUUGAUAGAAAUAUUAGUAUCAUAUAGAGUCAACGAACAAUCAAAUACCCCUUCACUUUC
Molecule: messenger RNA, 2006 nt
Organism: Pyrus x bretschneideri (Chinese white pear)
Lineage: Eukaryota; Viridiplantae; Streptophyta; Magnoliopsida; Rosales; Rosaceae
Product: nuclear envelope integral membrane protein 1
Exons: 9
Coding region: 78-1517 (479 amino acids)
Source: RefSeq, a predicted model, not a curated record